UUUCAUCUUCUUGGAGUCCUUCCAGCUCGUAAUGUUUUUCAUCUUACAGCCUUCGUUUUGGCUUUUCUACAGAUUUACAGGGUUUAUCGUUUUUAGUGACGUUGUAACAAUAUAAGAAAGAUUCAGGGAGUAGUCAUUGAACUGUUCCAUGGUCACUCUGGCCGAACCGCCCGGCUCAUCGUUCAGGCAGCGUGUUCCACCUCUGUAGGUCCUGUGACAAUAGUUCCGGUGUUUGGGACGGUUUUGGAACUUUUGCAUGCUAACUUGAAUCUGGAUUUUGGAGGCUGUAAUUGAUAGCUUUUUCUGAGUUUUCAUCUUGAAAGAAGAUUGGCUUGCUUCGAGAGUGAAAGCUUGCGAACUAGAGGUGUUUGAUAAUUCGCUUGAAGCUUCACAUUGUCAUCUCCAAGGUGCAGUGUGGACAGUGUCCGGCCUCUGUGACUCUCUUUAUAUAUAGUCUUCAGAACCUUCGCGAGGAGCGUGUUGGUAGAACAAGCUGCCACACACUCCAAGCAGAGCUUUCAAGAAGAUUGACAAUGGGGAUUCUGGAGUUGAAAACUGUAGCGCAAGCAAUGCUUGCUGCAUUGUGUUUAGCUAUGGUUGGCGUAACCUACGGUGCUACAUUCACUGAGCAGUUUAGCACUUUCUCCUCGGACGGAUAUCACGUGCAAGUUUCUCCUGAUGGUAAUGAGGCCAAGAUUGUGCUGGACCAGUACGCUGCUUCUGGAUUUGGAUCUAAACAGCAGUUUCUUUUUGGAAAUAUCACCAUGAAGAUCAAGCUUGUGCCGGGUGAUUCAGCCGGAACCGUAACUGCGUACUAUUUGUCGUCUGACCAGCCCGCACACGAUGAGCUCGACUUUGAGUUUCUAGGCAACACAUCAGGAGACCCUUACAUUCUGCAAACCAAUGUCUUCGCAAAUGGUAUUGGUGGCAGGGAGCAACGGAUCAACUUAUGGUUUGACCCGACUACGGAGUAUCACACUUAUGGUGUUUUGUGGAACCAGAAACAGAUCAUCUUCACCGUGGAUAAUAAGCCAAUUCGUUUAUACAAGAACAGCAGAGAUUUGGGCAUUGCAUAUCCCAACAGUAAGCCCAUGGGUUUAUACGCCAGCCUCUGGAACGGUGACAGUUGGGCAACACAAGGAGGUCUAGUCAAAACUAAUUGGACUCACGCACCAUUUAUUGUUUCGUUUAAAGAUUUCAGUUCGUUGGAUGGUUGCGUGGUUACUGACAACAACAUCAGUCCCUGCACUGCAACCACUACGCACUGGUGGGAGGCUUCCGCUUUCCAAACCAUUGACCGACACCAGGCGGAGCAAAUCCUGUGGGUGAAGGAGAAUUACGAGGUCUAUGACUACUGCAAAGACACCAAGCGAUACCCAACUGAGCCGAGUGAAUGUGCUCGUAACGUACCUCAGUUAUAGUUUACUGGUGAAUUGAUAUACACUAUUCUGUUACCUCCACGAAAGUUUUGGCGUUAAUCUCUUUUACCACGUAGUGUGCUGCCCAGAUUUUUUGUGGCAACCUCUAUCAAGAAAUUCCUGCAUCCUCUAUCAAGAAAAUUCUAGCUUAUACGAAGAUGACUAAAUUGUACGAUGGCAAUUUCCAAGGGUUAUAGGUAAUGAAAUAAGGAUAUUGGAUUUUGAAAUUCUAAGCCGGCUUAUUUUAUUAAAUAUAUCUUGAAAUGGGAGUCUCCAAUGCUCCGUGUACAAAAGUGUGGCAAAUUCGUAGACUGGUCAGAUUGUGGAGACCUUGGCAAUCCAUCAAUAAAAUCUGUUGUGAUGACAUUUCAUCUAGAAUUGUUAUUC
Molecule: messenger RNA, 1805 nt
Organism: Physcomitrium patens
Lineage: Eukaryota; Viridiplantae; Streptophyta; Bryopsida; Funariales; Funariaceae
Product: xyloglucan endotransglucosylase/hydrolase protein 9
Biological process (GO): xyloglucan metabolic process; cell wall biogenesis
Cellular component (GO): apoplast; cell wall
Molecular function (GO): xyloglucan:xyloglucosyl transferase activity; hydrolase activity, hydrolyzing O-glycosyl compounds
Source: RefSeq, a predicted model, not a curated record